This is a messenger RNA of Melozone crissalis (California towhee), 872 nucleotides long. RefSeq names its product RAD9-HUS1-RAD1 interacting nuclear orphan 1 (gene RHNO1). Gene Ontology annotation, cellular component: chromosome; nucleus. Gene Ontology annotation, biological process: DNA damage checkpoint signaling; recombinational repair; cellular response to ionizing radiation. Lineage: Eukaryota; Metazoa; Chordata; Aves; Passeriformes; Passerellidae. The coding region runs from base 30 to 833 and encodes 267 amino acids. The transcript has 2 exons. The record is from RefSeq and is a predicted model, not a curated record.
GUUUCUAAGCAGUUUUACCACACCUUUUGAUGCCUCCAAAGAAGAAGUGUACCCACAAGGCCAGGAAGGCAGAGCUGGUUUUCCUUGAGCAGCCAUGGGCAGGGCCCAUCCAUUGCUAUGAAGCUCCACUGCAUUUGGCUGAGAAUCCCAGACGCGUGCCUACAAAACGUGUGGACCUGAACACCUCUGCUGCCUGGGUGUGCCCACAAUUUGACACAACUAAGCCACUGGUGUUGAAAGCACGCCAGAAGAAGCAUCGUGGUCCUCAGAAGUCCUAUAAUCAGGAUGCCAACCACAGCUCAUUUCAUGCACGAGGAGCUGCAGCCUGCAGAUUUCCUCCUUUAACUUUUGAGAAUCCAAAAGGACAUGCGGUCCCUCCGUCGGAUGAUCCAAAUUGCUUGAGAAAGAAUGCACAGUGCUCUCCCAACCAGCCUAAGAAAGGGACAGCAGCAAAUGCCAACAUCCAGGUGAAGAGUCCAGAGGACUGUGGAGAGCCUGCUCCCCAGCCUGUGGAGCAAGAAGUCCCUAGUCCAUCAGAUGCAGAGGCUGCACAGGUUCCUUCCCCAAGGAACGGGAGAUGCAGCAACACUCUAUCACCGAGUAGUCACGCCUGGCACCCAGAAGAAGCGUUGCCACUUGGUACUGAUCCCUGUGGGAGAGGGGAGGCGGCAGUUCUGGUUACAGAUACUCCCGAGCACGAGUAUGGAAUGAAGGUCACCUGGCGGCGGCGGCCGCACAUAAUGAAGUACCUGCGGGAGCAGGGGAAGCUGAGCGCUGCGGACAUCCUGGUCAAGGCAAACAUGGAGCUCCCGAGGGGACAGCCCCACACCUGACCUGGCGGGAGCAGCGACUCGCUGCGUGCGAGGACACGC